Molecule: messenger RNA, 810 nt
Organism: Plasmodium vinckei vinckei
Lineage: Eukaryota; Apicomplexa; Aconoidasida; Haemosporida; Plasmodiidae
Product: apicoplast TIC22 protein, putative
Exons: 2
Coding region: 1-810 (269 amino acids)
Biological process (GO): protein transport
Source: RefSeq, a predicted model, not a curated record
AUGCAUUUCCUUUUUUUGGUGUUCCUGUUUAAUGUAUUAGUAGAAGGGAUAAAGAUUAGCAAUGGUUUUAAGGGAAAUACAUUGAGAGGGAAUAAUUUGAUAUUAAAAAGGAAUUUAGUAGGAAAUAGAUUGUGUAUGUUCCCAAGUCGAUUUAGUAUAUUUUUUUGGAAAAAGAAAUAUCAUGAGAGACCUAUAGAUGAAAAAUUAAGUGUGAUUCCUGUAUAUAUAAUAACUAAUAAUAAUAAUUCGCCAUAUAUAUUUAAUGAACAAGACAGGCAAAUAUGUUAUAUGUUUUUGUGUCCAGAUGAUGCCGAAAAUAUGUUAAACGAAAUUAUAAAAAGUAAUGGAAUGCAAAAUCGAAAUAAUAUAAAGCUAUAUAAUAUAAAUAUGCAAAAAGCAUAUGAAUUAAUAAAAGAAUUUAUGCAUUUAAAAAAAUUAGAAAACCAAAAUAGUGAUGUAAAAAAUAAUAUUGUUUACUGGAAAUUGAUACCAUCAAAAAGACAAACACAGAAUGCUAGUGUUUUUUUAUCAUAUAGAAAAAAAAGCGAAUUAGUAUUUCCUGUUUUUUAUGUAGAUGGAUUUUAUGUAAAUAAAGAUCGAGCAAAUAUUGUUCCUUUGUUUUUUGAUAUAGAAGAUUUAAGAGAUACGUUAAACAAAAAAGGAGUGAAAAAUUAUAAAAUUAAAGUACUCAAUUUCGUUGACUUGAUAUUCUCGGAAAAUCAUAAAUCGUUUGGGUUUGUGCCCAGUUCCAAAAGUUUAGAGUAUUUGGAUAAGUUGAACAAAUUGGGUACAAGAAGGUCAUACUUUUAG